AUGGCGGUCCAAGACACCUCAGCACAGCAAGGGCCCCUCCCCGUGAUCAUCAUCGGCGCCGGCGUCAGCGGCCUGCUGCUCGCCCAGCACCUGCGCAAGACCGGCGUGCCCUUCCGCAUCUUCGAGCGCGACACGGACCUCACCACUCGCGGUGUCGGCUGGGGCCUGACGCUGCACUGGUCGCUGCCCGCGCUGCGGUCCCUGCUGCCCGAGGACCUGGUCGCCCGCCUGCCCGAGGCUUACGUCGACCGCGCCGCCGUCGCGAGGGGCGAGGCCUCCGCGUUCCCCUUCUUCGACCUAAGCACCGGCGAGCUGAAGGGCGCAAGCCCCCGCGCGCCGGAGAGCCUGCGGAUCAGGGUUACGAGGGAGAGGUUGCGUCGGCUUGUUGCGACCGGCAUCGACAUCCAGUGGGGGAAGGGCUUCGCUAGCUACGAGGAAAAGGAGGACUCCGUCAUCGUGUCCUUCGAGGACGGCUCAGCGUGCGCCGGUCGCGUGCUCGUCGCAUGCGACGGAGGCGCAUCCCGAGUGCGGACGCAGCUUUUCCCGGAUCACCAUCAGAGGCACCGGAUCCCGGUCCGGGUUCUUGGCCUGAAGGUGUUUCCGUCCCCCGAAGAGAUGGAGCCGAUCCGGAAGCUUGAUCCUUUCUUCCUGCAAGGGACGUCGUCUCAGAACGACACUUUUCUGUAUCUUAGCAUGCUCGACGCCCCCGGCAACAAUGAUGACAGCUCGGGCAAGUACAGCUGCCAGAUGUGCAUCUCGUGGCCGGAUCGUCCGGGCUUCUUGGGCAAGCCGGAGCCGACGGGAUUUCCGGAGACCAACGGCGGCAGACUCGAUCUCAUCAGGUCGUUCGCCAGCGGCUGGUCGGAGCCGUUUCGCUCCCUUGCACUCGGCAUUCCUGCUGACACCGACGUGAAACAACUCGACCUCUUCGACUAUCCUCCACCAAAGGGCCUUCGUUCAUCAGGACGCGCGGUGUUGAUGGGGGACGCCUUCCAUGCCAUGGCAAUGUACAGAGGCGAGGGUGCGAACCACGCCAUCCUCGACGUCCUGGAUUUCGCAGAGGCCGUGGGCCCGAAAUUGGGCAGCGGCGCCGGCUUCCCGGAGCUCAGGGCGGCCAUGGACGUCUACGAAGAUGCCGUCGUCGCCAGGGCGCGGCCCGGCGUGCUGGCGUCGCGGCGGGCCUGUCUGGACGCGCACGACUGGCCCAAGAUUAGCCCUACGAGCCCGCUCCUCAGCAAGCGGGAGAUGAAGCUUCACUUUGAUGAAGAGUAA
Molecule: messenger RNA, 1272 nt
Organism: Colletotrichum chrysophilum
Lineage: Eukaryota; Fungi; Ascomycota; Sordariomycetes; Glomerellales; Glomerellaceae
Exons: 4
Coding region: 1-1272 (423 amino acids)
Molecular function (GO): FAD binding
Source: RefSeq, a predicted model, not a curated record